CGCCCAAACCGGAACAUACCGGCGACGUUCUGAUUGAUACAGAUCAGCACCUAACGGCCAUGUAUCCCUCACCAAAGCGAGAGUCAAUCGAUGUAGUUGUUCUAGAAGACCACAAGCCCAGCUUCCCGUCCCUUUCACCCAUCAUCAUCCCUUCAUCGCCUCAGAGUAUGAUGAGCCCCGCAUCCGUCGGGAAGUCCCAUUUAGCCAAGCCUCGUUCUGCAGAGCCCAUCUCUUCUCAGGCCGAACCCUUGACUUCGUAUACCUGCCCCGUAUGCUUUGGCGCCCCUACGAACGCGACACUCACGCCCUGUGGUCACAUCAUGUGCGGUUCUUGUCUAUUCGCAGCCGUCAAAGCUACGCUGCACCGAUCUGCUGUCGUUGCCAUGGACCGCGCUCCUCAAGCCCGGUGUCCAGUUUGCCGGGCCGAGAUUCCAGGGUGGGAUGGACGAGGGGGAGGCGUGAUCGGGCUGACGAUGGCAGCUAUGUAUUCGGUAUGAUUAUCCUAUUCAUGAAUUGAACCAUUCGUUGCC
Messenger RNA from Coniophora puteana RWD-64-598 SS2, 530 nucleotides. RefSeq lists its product as uncharacterized. Gene Ontology annotation, molecular function: metal ion binding. The transcript has a single exon. The coding region runs from base 60 to 497 and encodes 145 amino acids. The record is from RefSeq and is a predicted model, not a curated record. NCBI's taxonomy places the organism in Eukaryota, Fungi, Basidiomycota, Agaricomycetes, Boletales, Coniophoraceae.